AAUCGAUCAGCAGCAGGCAACAUUGGAUUUCAACAUGUCUGCCGUGAGCUGUCAGUAAAGGAGUUGUUUUUUGAGCUCAACAGCAGCAGAUCCGCGAGGUCGGCGGACGACAGCAGACGCCCAUGGCUCAGUGCGUGCAGUCUGUGCACGAGUUCAUCCAGGACUCGUUCGUGCCGAUGGUGGCCGUCCUGUGCAGCGAAGAUGCGGAGCGAGUGACCCGCAAAAACAACCUGAGCUUUGCCGAGCUGCUGCGGCCUUUCUGCCGCCUGACGUCCGAGGGUCACCUGCGAGACCCCAACAACCAGGUGGUUGUGGUGAAGGGUCUCCGGAUCAGUGUGACGGGUAUCAGCACAAAGCCUCCGCAGACCCCAGACCUGCAGAAACUCCUCAGUCAGGCGGUCUCUGUCUGCCAGCCUCCUGAGGGUUCUCCUGCCAAUGUCGUCACGGCUGGAGAUUACGACCUUAACAUAAGCGACCGCACGGUCAAAGCGAGCGUUCCCUGGUACUCGGACUGGAAAGAAACAAUCACCCAGCUGAACUCAUCCAAGUGCUUCACAGCCACAACGCCAUGGUUUGAGACCUACAGGGAAAACUUCCUACAGUCCAUGCCUGCAUCUGAGCACGAGUUCCUCAACCACUAUCUGGCCUGUAUGUUGGUGGUAUCGUCACGUGACGCUGUACCCACAGAACAGUUCCUCAAACUCUCACAAGAACAGCACAGAAUCCAGCACAGCGGAGAAUACACCAUCCCUAAAUGGUUCAUCCCCAAUACACUUAAAUAUUACGUCUUACUCCAUGACAUCAGCGACGGAGAUGAGCAGAGGGCGGACUUAGUUUACGAAGAUAUGAAACAGCGAUAUGGUACGCAGGGCUGCUAUCUGCUGAAGAUAAAUUCCCGUAGUGGAGCCGGUGGUGCGGAUGAACAGAUUCCGGACCCCUGGAGUCAGUACUUGCACAAGACCAGCAUACACACCCCUGAGCUGUAUGAAGAGUCUGCAGUGAACAAUGUUGUUGAAAAUAAUGUUGACGCUGUGGAAGAUGGUCUCGAUUCUGCUGCAAGAGACGGCAUCUCCGAAUCGCAUCCUCUGCAGCUGGACCAGGCCACUGAUUCUUGUUACCCUAGCAACAACCACAGUCAGUCCGCGAACAGCGUAGAUGUGACGAAGCCUCAAAAACAGACCAGCGUGACCUCUCACACCCCUGUCACCCCUCCAGGAACCUGCCUGACCUUAAACGACCACGACCGUAUCCGGCAGUUUAUCCAGGAAUUCACCUUCAGAGGAUUAUUGCCACAUAUUGAGAAAAACAUUAGGCAGCUAAAUGACCAGCUCGUGUCGAGAAAAGGUCUCAGUCGAUCUCUUUUCUCUGCCACAAAAAAGUUGUUUGGUGGAGGGAAGGUACCAGAAAAGAGUAUUGCUGAUUUAAAGAACACUGCUGGGUUACUCUAUCCCUCAGAGGCUCCUGAACUUCAGAUCAGAAAGAUGGCCGACCUCUGUUUCCUUGUUCAACACUAUGAGCUGGCCUACAACUGCUAUCAUACUGCUAAGAAGGACUUUCUUUCUGACCAGGCCAUGUUGUAUGCCGCAGGAGCACUGGAGAUGGCUGCGGUUUCUGCCUUUCUACAAAGCGGGGCACCCAGGCCGUAUCCCGCACACUACAUGGACACGGCCAUACAGACCUACAGAGAUGUGUGCAAAAACAUGCUGUUGGCUGAGAGGUGUUGUCUAUUAAGUGCUGAGAUACUGAAGAGUCAAGGAAAAUACUCAGAGGCUGCUGCACUUCUCAUCAAGAUGACCAGUGAGGACUCUGACCUGCGGAGUGCGCUCCUAUUGGAGCAGGCAGCUCACUGCUUCAUUAAUAUGCGUAGCCCCAUGGUGAGGAAAUUUGCCUUCCACAUGAUAUUGGCUGGUCAUCGUUUCAGCAAAGCUGGACAGAAGAGGCAUGCAUUGAGAUGUUAUUGCCAGGCGUUGCAGGUGUAUAAAGGUAAAAGUUGGACACUAGCUGAGGAUCACAUCAACUUUACCAUCGGUCGGCAGUCUUUUACUCUCCGGCAGCCAGAGAACGCGGUGGCUGCAUUCCGGCACAUUCUCAUCAAUGACAGCAAACAGUCGGCUGUACAGCAGGCUGCUUUCCUCAGGGAAUACCUUUAUGUGUACAAGAGUAUGGGUCAGUUGUCGGGUGAAAGCUCCCUCCCUCAGCUGCCACUGCCCUGCCUGCACAGCUCACAGACGCGGGUGUUUUUCGGCCACGAACGCAGACUUGCUGAGGGUGAAAAGCAGGCCGCCACACACGUCUCUUUGGACCAGGAGUUUGACCGUGACCUUUCUCAGAUGUGGAGGGAGUUGGAGGAGCGGGUUGUCGCUGUGGCAAACCGAGGAACGGUGCCUGCUACCUUCCAGCCAUCCCAGUGUUGCCUGAAUAGCCAGACGGACAACCUCAGAUACCCCCUGGCUGUUGUGGAGGAACCCAUAAUUGUGGAGGUGGUCUUCCGUAACCCCUUGAAGGUUCCUUUGGUUCUGUCGGCACUGUCUCUGCUGUGGAAGUUUACUCUGAAAGACUUCUCAGGCCCUCAGGGAGGCACGGUUGGAGAAACCAUCACCAAUGAAAAAGAGGCUACGUCUUCAAAAGAAACCACGGCCCUUAAUGAUGUCAUCGACACACAAAUCAUUCCAGAGUUCAACAUGAGCCCAGAAGAGACCAAAGUGGCUCGUUUAAGGUUGCUUCCUCAUAAGACAGGAGAGCUUCAUGUUCUCGGGGUGGUUUACGACCUGGGCACUGCAGAUGUGGGCAACAGCGAAGGUUUACCUGCCAGUGAUCUGAUGUGUGUGCGUGGACAGCAGAAUCUGGAGAUCCAGGGUCCCAGGCUCAACAUGACCAAAGAAGAAAAGACCUCUGUGAAAUAUGGACCAGACCGCCGCCUGGACCCCAUUAUCACGUCUCCUAUGCCUUUACUGGAGGUGUUUUUUAUCAAUUUCCCUACUGGUUUACUAUGUGGUGAGAUUCGAAAAGCGUGGGUAGAAUUUGUGAAUGUAAGUGCAGUCCCGCUCACCGGCCUGCGGGUGGCGUCCACUCACCCAGAGUUCUUCACAUUCGGGAGUGCCACGUCUGACCUCACGCCAGUGACGCCCACGGCAGCAGAGCACUGUUCCGCUUACAAGACUGUGGCCACACCCCCUUCAGUAGCAGCGGUGACCCUCGUUUCACCAGCUGCGUUUGGGGUCACCAGCGGUCAUAGGCCGGCAGUGACAGAGAUCCCCUUAUCAAGAGGCAUUUUGGGACCAGGGGAGGCGUUACAGAUUCCACUGUGGCUCAGGGGUCCUGACAGAGAGGGUGUCCAUGAAAUCAACUUCCUGUUUUACUAUGACAGCACAGAGAAGGCUGCAAAACUCAGUCACAGGGUGCUUCGUCAUACGGUUUUCAUCUGUGCAAGCCGCUCUCUCAGCGUCACAGCUACGGCGAGCCGAAGCAACACGCUGCAGGGCGGAGAGGAGCAGAGAGGGAAAGAUGAGAACCACAGCAGCAUGUUGGUCUUCGUAGACGUUGAAAACAUCAACACAAGUGAAGCAGGUGUUCGUGAGUUCCACAUUGUUCAGGUUUCCAGUAGCAGCCGGCAGUGGAGGCUGCACAAGUGCAUCAAUCCUGCAGGAGAUAAGGACUCUAAGCUGGCCAGCAGGGAAAGGGGAAAGCUGUGCUUCAGAGCUACCAGAUGCCGAAUAGAGGAAGCUACCUCAGAUGCAGUAGAAAAAUACACAUUUGCUGACCUCAACCUUGGCAAUGAGCAAAUCAUCAGCUCUACCACUCCAUGCGCUGACUUCUUCUUCCGGAGGGAUUUGCCCUCUGAGCCAAGGAGAGGGGGCGUGGCCACAGGCGGUGCUAGCCAGAUGGGCAGACAGAGCCUCACGCCGCAGAGCACGGAUGACGAUGCCAUGACGAGUAUCAUCAGAAAAUGCAGCGAAGUAGAGUUUGACAUCAUCGUCCUUUGGAAGGCAUAUGUUGUCGAGGAUAACAAGCAGCUUAUUGUAGAGGGUCAGCUUCACGUUUCACUGCAAACUAUUGGCAAAGAGGCCUGCACGCUCACACAAAAAGAGGAGACUCAAGAGAUGGUGCUUUUGAAGUUCAAACCAGACGUUCCACCUCCUAUAAGCAAGCCUUCAUUGGAACAGCUUUCCCACCUUAUAAAGACCUGUCUCCACUACCCCGAGUCUUACGAUCAUCCCUUUCCACAAAAGAGUUUAUGUAUGGUACCAGUUACCCUGACGUUGUCCAACUGUUCCUUGGCUCAGGUAGACGUCAUCAUUGAUCUGCGACACAAAACGACAAGCCCAGAGUCAUUGGAAGUGCACGGUUCAUUUACCUGGCUGGGCCAAACCCAAUAUAAGUUACAACUGCAGGCACAGGAGGUGCACAGGCUUUCCUUAAAGGCCUGCUUCUUCCAGGCUGGGGUUUAUAAUUUGGGCACGCCUCGUGUCUUCGCCAAGUUGGCACAGACCAGCGCUAUGUGUGAGACGAGCCAGCAGAGCGCCAUGCCUGCCCUCAUAGUCAUCAACAGCAUUUGAGUAACCGUGUGUUACUCUAACUUCGAUCCAAUAUUUCUUCAACAUUCUCUAAAGACUUGGCACACCUAAAUAUUGGAGGAGGACUCCCAAGAUUUUUCUACUACUUCCUGAAACUAAUCUAAUUGAGAAAGACUUGGACACAAAUAUUUCAACUUAACACUGCAUCUGAUGUGCUCGUAAGGUCUGCGAUGGUGACUCUAGAUGUUUCGUCUUAAAUGCAAAGAAUCGUGCAUUUGAAGUGUGACUGGAUCUUUUUCUUAAUUUAUCUCUUUUUUUUGUCGGUUGUGUAUCUUUGAAAGAUUUCUCUUUUAUGUAAUAUUUUUGUUUUUAGAUCUAUCGAAUGAUGAUUUACCCACAUACUGUAUGUUAUAAUGUACAUUAAAUUGGCUAUGCAUUUGCCUCAUACUCCACUGCUGGCUCGUGGUUGUCCACUGUUUUCGGGUUGCCACAGUAACAAAAACAUCUCUCCAAUUUGAUCUUAAAUCCAGUGAUACUAAAUGCUUUAAACUGAUGAGUUGCAGUUGGUAUCAUUUCAGCUCCUGAAAGAACUUAAUAUUCUGUGCUAAUGAGGAAUUAAGUGGAACCUCUGUGACCUUAUGAGACGCCAGUUGAAGUGCAAUCCAAUGAGAGAAGCCAUCUUAAUGUUUGUAACCCAAUGAGAGAAUGGCAGAAUAUAUGUUGCCCUAACAGCAGAGACUGGAACUGUGACACCAAGAGGGUAAAAGCCACUGCCUGUGUGAGGGUACAUUUUUGUUUCUGUAUCUUUGUGUGGAUGGACUGUGCUGUUUUCAUUAGACAAUUUUAAUUUUCUACAACUAAACAUGUCCCGCAAUCUCGGCUCUCAUUCGGUCAUCUCCACUCCAAUGAUCCAGCUGUUAUUUAAAUGUAUCUACAUGACUGCUUUUCUGAAAAAAUGAUGUAUUAUAUUUAUAACAAAUUACUGUACAUAGAAUAAAAUGUAACCAAUAACCAA
Messenger RNA from Paramisgurnus dabryanus, 5529 nucleotides. It is a transcript of the gene trappc8, whose product is annotated as trafficking protein particle complex subunit 8. Gene Ontology annotation, molecular function: protein binding. Gene Ontology annotation, cellular component: TRAPPIII protein complex. The record is from RefSeq and is a predicted model, not a curated record. Lineage: Eukaryota; Metazoa; Chordata; Actinopteri; Cypriniformes; Cobitidae.